Messenger RNA from Elaeis guineensis (African oil palm), 1976 nucleotides. RefSeq lists its product as uncharacterized. The record is from RefSeq and is a predicted model, not a curated record. Lineage: Eukaryota; Viridiplantae; Streptophyta; Magnoliopsida; Arecales; Arecaceae.
GACAGAAGCUGCAAAGGACCACCCCUCUCCUUUCCCCUUCCCUGUUCUCUCUCUUCCCUGCCACCUUCUCUCUCAUCUUCUCUCCCAAAGCCCUCCACCCCUUCCUUCCCCUAACAAGGAUCAAAUAUGCCUCCUCCAAGAUCCUGUGUUUAGAUCAAACACCAAAAAGAAGAAGCCACCCAACAGCAACCUUUCUCCCCUUCUUUCUCUUUCUUCUCUUCUCCUCCUCCGCCUCCUUCUUCUCCUCCCAUCCCAUGUGCUGAGAUCCACUCUCUUUAAAGAGCCAGUACUUUCCGCAACUCCCUCUUCUAGGAUGAUCACCCCAUUUCCCUCUUAAUUACUCCUUCCCCAGAAGGAAUCUCUCUCUCUCCAUUCCUUUUUGCCUCUUAUUCUCUCCCCUUCAUGGAUUCCGCUAACAGUGGCAGCAUCCAGUCCUCCAGCGGCGGCGACGAGGAGUACGACUCCCGUGCCGACUCCAUCUCCGCCCUCUUCCAUCCCACCUCCUCCUCGUCCACCGCCGCCGCCGCCACCCUCCCACCUCCCCCCACCUCCUCCUCCUCCUCCGCGUCCCACCACCCCAACGCCUCCUCCUUCUUCGACUCCUUCUCCUUCCUCGACCACUCCCCUCUCCUCCCCCUCGACUCCUCCUCCCCUUGGCCUCCACGCCCUCUCCGGCCCACCCCCACCCCCGACUUCUCCCCUCUCGCCUCCUCCCUUCCCCGCGGUCCACCGGUCGCUCAGUCUUCGGUGCAGCAGGCGCCCGACAAUUCCACGGCCAUCGCCGCACCGCCGCGGAGCUCCAAGAAGCGAUCCCGCGCCUCGCGCCGCGCCCCGACCACCGUCCUCACCACCGACACCUCCAACUUCCGCGCCAUGGUCCAAGAAUUCACCGGCAUCCCCUCCCCUCCCUUCGGCGCCGCCGGCUCCCCCUUCUCCCGCUCCCGCUUCGACCUCUUCCAUUCCUCCUCCCCCUCCUCCUCCUCCCCCUCCUCCCUGCCCCCUCCUUAUCUCCUCCGCCCCUUCCCCCAGAAAGCCCCCACCUUCGUCUCUCCCAACCCUUCAUCAUCUUCUACCACCAUUACUGCUAUCAUCGAUGCCCUCGCUUCGACCACUAAUACCAUGUCCAACGCCAAGGCCAGCACUACCAUUCCCAUAACUAGUGCUCCUACUACUAUUUCCAAUUCUACUCCAACUAAUAAUAACUACCAACUGCCUUCACCGGAUCCUGGACUUGCCAGCCAAAGCCAAUCUCUCUUCAACCUCCAAAGCCAAGGCCCCGUCAUCAACUUCCAAUCCCUCCUCGCUCAGAAGUACACUCUCCCCACCGUGCCACCGCCCUUCGCCACCAGGCCGCAGGCCGUUAUUCCAUCGGCGGAGUUCGGUUCGGCCGAGCUUGGGCUCCCGCCGGGGCUCAUGAUCAGGUCGGAGGGCUUGCAGUCCGGCUGGGCUACUGCGACGGGGCCUGAUGGCGGUGAGCAAGCUCGACUGAGGCCAGUGGUCGGAGGGAACGAUAAUGGCGCGCAGCAAAGGGUGAGCAGCUGCAAGUUCAAAUACUCGGGGCCAGGGUCGUCGGAGUUCAAUGGGGAGAAGGGGUCGGAGGGCGUAGCGGCGCGGGGCGAGGGUCUGAUGGACUCGUGGAUUUGUUCUUCUGAUUAAGAGAUAUAUGUGAACAGAUGUAGGCAAAGAGGAAGGAGGAAAAAGAAAGCUCUUGUUUACUUCUUGGAGCUAUCUAUGGCUAGCAGCAGUUAGUAUACCACCACCUCUCUUCUUUUUAUCUCCUCUUUUUAUUUGUAUGUAAAUAGGGUUCUCUUGUGAGUUCUCUUUAUCAUCAUUAUACAACCUACAACGACUUGUUUGAUAACAGUUUUGGUGGGCUUCCUUGUGUCUUUAUCUUUGUUUGGAAGUGCAUCUCAUUUCCCUUGUUUCUUUGUGGAUGUGAUCUCUUGGGACAUUGUUCUACAAGAGAGACUUCGUGG